UGUGUGCGCAUCCGGCAUCCAGCUCCCAGGGAGUGAAUCCACCCAGCCAGACCCACAGUGCUGCCCGCCCUGUCCUGUCCUGCUCCCAGCCUGCGGGAAGGGGAGACGAGCAGACACCCCCGGGAACGGCCGCAUUCCCCACCUGAAUCCCCCCGAAGCCCCACCAUGCUGCGAGCCCUGCUCCUGGCGGCCCUGCUGGGCCUGGCGCGGGCGCUGCCCUUCGAGCAGCCGGCCUUCUGGGACUUCGCCAUGGACGAGGGGCCGGCCGUGCAGCGGGACGAAGAGGAGGCCUCGGGCAUCUUCCCCACCUCGGGGGUCCCCGACUUCGAGGACGUCGUUCCUGCCUACGGGGGGCUCUGCCCCUUCGGCUGCCGGUGCCACCUGCGGGUGGUGCAGUGCUCCGACCUGGGCCUGAGGUCGGUGCCCAAGGAAAUCGCCCGCGACACGAAGCUGCUGGAUCUGCAGAACAACCAGCUCACGGAGCUGCGGCGCGACGACUUCAAGGGGCUGCAUCACCUCUACGCCCUGGUGCUGGUGAACAACAAGAUCUCGCGGGUGCACGAAAAGGCCUUCAGCCCCCUGCACCGGCUGCAGAAGCUCUACAUCUCCAAGAACCAGCUGGCCGAGAUCCCGCCCAACCUGCCGCCCUCCCUGGUCGAGCUGCGCAUCCACGACAACAAGAUCCGCAAGGUGCCCAAGGACGUCUUCAAGGGGCUCAACAACAUGAACUGCAUCGAGAUGGGGGGCAACCCCUUGGAGAACAGCGGAUUCGAACCCGGCGCCUUCGACGGCCUGAAGCUGAAUUACCUGCGCAUCUCAGAGGCCAAGCUGACGGGGAUCCCCAAAG
Chelonia mydas (Green sea turtle) is the source of this 847-nucleotide messenger RNA. RefSeq names its product biglycan (gene BGN). The record is from RefSeq and is a predicted model, not a curated record. NCBI's taxonomy places the organism in Eukaryota, Metazoa, Chordata, Testudines, Cheloniidae. Gene Ontology annotation, molecular function: protein binding.